Ahaetulla prasina is the source of this 2585-nucleotide messenger RNA. RefSeq names its product mitogen-activated protein kinase 8 (gene MAPK8). Gene Ontology annotation, biological process: JNK cascade; protein phosphorylation. The coding region runs from base 350 to 1633 and encodes 427 amino acids. Gene Ontology annotation, cellular component: cytoplasm; nucleus. Gene Ontology annotation, molecular function: ATP binding; JUN kinase activity. Lineage: Eukaryota; Metazoa; Chordata; Lepidosauria; Squamata; Colubridae. The transcript has 13 exons. The record is from RefSeq and is a predicted model, not a curated record.
GCCGGGGUCGCUUCCGCGGAGAGGAGGAGAGGCGGCGGCCAGAGAGGCCGCAUCGACGGCAGCACCGGCUCCUUCCUGCCUGCCUUCCUUCCUGUCGGCGCCGACCCGGAGGGCGCGGAGGCGGCGAGCGGUGCACCUGAGCGGCCGAGGGCUGCUGGGCCCGUGGCCGGAGCGCAAGGCCGAGCGAGGUGGGAGCUCGGCCUGUCGGAAGUGGGCGAGGUGGUCGGCCAAGAAUGCAGGACUUGGAAUAAUGGAUUUAAGGAAGGUUGAUUCAGGUUGAAUUUUAGAAAAGAAGAAGAAUCACUAAUGGUUGGUGUCUUUUAGCUUAAGCUCUUCAGCUGGAGGCAUCAUGAGCAGAAGCAAGCGUGAAAAUAACUUCUACAGCGUUGAAAUUGGAGAUUCUACUUUCACCGUAUUAAAGCGAUACCAGAAUCUGAAGCCGAUUGGUUCAGGUGCACAGGGGAUAGUAUGUGCAGCUUAUGAUGCUCUUCUGGAAAGAAAUGUUGCAAUCAAGAAACUCAGUCGACCCUUUCAAAAUCAAACACAUGCUAAAAGAGCCUAUCGAGAACUGGUCCUCAUGAAGUGUGUAAACCACAAAAAUAUAAUUGGUCUGUUAAACGUGUUCACUCCACAGAAAUCACUGGAAGAAUUCCAAGAUGUUUACAUAGUGAUGGAGCUCAUGGAUGCCAACCUCUGCCAAGUCAUCCAGAUGGAGCUUGACCACGAACGGAUGUCCUACUUGCUGUAUCAGAUGUUGUGCGGCAUCAAGCAUCUCCACUCGGCUGGAAUCAUACAUAGGGAUUUAAAACCUAGCAAUAUUGUGGUGAAAGCCGACUGCACACUCAAGAUUCUAGAUUUUGGGCUGGCCAGAACAGCCGGGACCAGCUUCAUGAUGACUCCUUACGUCGUGACACGCUACUACCGAGCACCAGAAGUCAUCCUUGGAAUGGGAUACAAAGAAAACGUUGACAUUUGGUCAGUGGGGUGCAUCAUGGGAGAAAUGAUCAAAGGUGGUGUUUUAUUUCCUGGCACAGACCAUAUCGAUCAGUGGAAUAAAGUUAUUGAACAGCUAGGGACACCGUGUCCCGAAUUUAUGAAGAAGUUGCAACCAACAGUGAGGACGUAUGUGGAGAAUAGGCCUAAAUAUGCUGGCUAUAGUUUUGAAAAACUCUUUCCAGAUGUUCUCUUUCCAGUUGAUUCUGACCACAAUAAACUGAAAGCUAGUCAGGCAAGAGAUUUGUUGUCCAAAAUGCUGGUGAUUGAUGCCUCAAAAAGAAUUUCAGUGGAUGAAGCUCUGCAGCACCCUUACAUCAACGUCUGGUAUGACCCUUCGGAAGCUGAAGCUCCUCCUCCAAAGAUACCAGACAAGCAAUUAGACGAAAGAGAGCACACAAUAGAAGAAUGGAAAGAAUUGAUUUACAAAGAAGUUGUGGAGCUGGAGGAGAGGACCAAGAACGGAGUCAUACGUGGGCAGCCAUCUCCUUUAGGUGUAGCAACGAUCAACGGCCCUCAGCAUCCAUCUUCAUCCCCAUCAGUCUGUGAUGCAUCUUCACUGUCCACUGACAGGACUCUGGCCUCUGACACCGACAGCAGUCUGGAAGCCUCAGCGAGUCCUUUAAGUUGCUGUAGAUGACGACAAGUGGAUGUAGGAGAGAGAUUGCUAGCAACAAAAAUCAGUGGUAUUAUUUUGGGGUGUUUUUAAAAGUAAUUGUGGGAUUAAUUUUCAGAGUGCUAAUUUUAAAGUAAAAUAGUAAAUCACGAUGCUAUUCUGUAAUUAAUUGUACAGUAUGGAACUUAAUUUUUAUUGUUUUAAAAUUGCAUGCUUUACUACUGUGAUUUUUGACUUUAUUUUUUCAGGAUGCAUUUAUAAGAUAGGUUUAUUAAAUGUAAUAUUGCUAUUCAGUUUGCUGUAUCACAGCUUCUUUCAAGGCCUUUCAGAUGUUUUUUUGAGAAUCUGUAUCAGCAGAGCCAUUUUUCAAUCUUUUAUUUCCAAUUGUUAUUUGUGGGAUUAUAGGCUAUAGAAUAAUACCUGGAUAAGGUCUUUGAACAAAAAUGCUUCUGUAGUGUUUAUCCAGGGAACAUUGUCUAAGCCAGCUGUCUCCAAGGGAGGCUGUGUAUCAAUUUGCCCAAAGGGAGGAUAUGGAGGGGGUGGGGAGUGAGCCUGCCAGCAGUCCCAGGGGUGAGGUGGGCUGAAUGUUGCCAUUGGCCUGGCUCACCUCCCUUGCACAAGGCCUUUAAGAUAAUCCCCCAUUUACGCCUGGAGUGUGUUUGCUUCUCCACUCAUUUGUUGCAUUCAGAUUAGUAGCACUUCUAGAAAGAAAAAUGUCCCCCCCCCACGGUUUUCCUCUCAACCUGUAGCUGAUACUUCAGAAUCUAUGGUAAAAGUAUUAUAUAAGUGUACUGUGUACGCUCCAGGGGGGGUCAGCCUGUGUAAUACUUUGUGACGUUGUAUUGGAACAAUCCAACAGAAAUCACAAAAAACGUGAGGACUGCACUAAGAUCAUGUGUUGGUUAAUUUCCUUCCAAGAAAAAAAAAAUGUAGAAAUGCUGAAUAUAAUUAAAAAUGGUUCUGCUUUCUGUUGAAA